AUGGAAAUCUUGGUUCAACAGCAACGAAAUGUAGCUCGUCGAGACCACAUUUUACGUUCAGUUUUCAUUAAAUUUCACUGUUCUCAUUUCUUGCCAUUAAAAGAAGAGAUUCAACGUCGUAUUACUGAAUGUUUAUCUAUGCCAAUAGACAAAGUGGAUAUUAAUUUUUGGGAAGCAGAAUAUCAAAGUUUAUCUCGUCUGUUUAACAAUUAUCAUCAAGAUAAUUAUCGUUUACCUUCUGGACUUGGUGAUAAUCGUAAAGAACGUUAUAUUCCAUUGAUAGCUGCAACUGGAGGUAACUUAAAUGAAUGCAGACGAAUUUUACAGGAAAGUGAGGCAAUGGAGAAGUCCUGGACAUUUGAGUUUGCCAAUUACCAUGAUCCAAUGAAUCCUGGUCAAGAUCAAGUAUUAUUAUCACAACCUGAUCUACAGAAACAGCGUCAAUCGAUUGCUUCAGUAACUGGAAGUAGAGGCAGUAUUUUUGAAGCAGUACGUCGAAAGUCAUCACUUCUUCUAAAUAGUUGUAUUCAUUUCGACUGGUUCCAUAUCAUUAUCUUGGAUACUUUAGGUGAAAUGCCUAGCGUUAAACAUAAACAUUCAUUACUUUAUUGA
Messenger RNA from Heterobilharzia americana, 612 nucleotides. NCBI's taxonomy places the organism in Eukaryota, Metazoa, Platyhelminthes, Trematoda, Strigeidida, Schistosomatidae. The record is from the annotation of a GenBank genome assembly.